AUGGUGGUUGUCUUAAUUUAUGUGGAAGAUGUUAUUAUAAUUGGAAAUUACCUUACUAAAAUUCAAGAAAUCAAGAAACAACUUAACAACGAAUUUAGUGUCAAGGAUCUGGGUCCGUUAAAGUAUUUUCUUGGGAUAGAGGUGGCUAAAACUCAAGAUGGUCUGGUUCUUAGUCAACGGAAGUAUGUUUUAGACAUCUUAAAGGAUUGUGGGAAGUUAGGUUGCAAACCAAGUUCGUUUCCCAUUGAACACGGUUUGAAACUUGACAAAGGGGAGAAUGAACCAACUGUUGAUGCAAACCAAUACCGUCGUUUGAAUGGUCGACUUUUGUACUUGCAAGCCACACGGCCUGAUAUAACUUACUCGGUCAAUGUUCUAAGCCAGUUCGUAGCUGAUCCAAGAUGUAAUCAUUUGGAGGCAGCGGAUCAUGUUCUUAGGUACCUAAAGGCUACACCGGGCCAAGGUAAUCUUCUCUCACGAGCAGGGGAUCCUGUUUUGACUGCAUACUGCGACUCUGACUGGUUAGGAUGUCCUUACACGAGAUGCUCGCGUACCGGUUAUUUUCUCUUACUAGGUGGAACUCCUAUCUCUUGGAAAACCAAGAAGCAAUCGGUUGUCUCACGAUCCUCAGCCGAAGCUGAAUACAGAGCUAUGGCUUCUACGGUUAGCGAAGUUCUUUGGGUUCAUUGGUUGCUUAGUGAGCUACAAGUUUGCAUUUCAGGCCUACGGCUCUCUUUUGUGAGAACCAAGUUGCUCGAAAGAAGUUGUACGUGA
Helianthus annuus (common sunflower) is the source of this 774-nucleotide messenger RNA. RefSeq lists its product as uncharacterized. Lineage: Eukaryota; Viridiplantae; Streptophyta; Magnoliopsida; Asterales; Asteraceae. The transcript has a single exon. The coding region runs from base 1 to 774 and encodes 257 amino acids. The record is from RefSeq and is a predicted model, not a curated record.